This is a messenger RNA of Aspergillus puulaauensis, 1911 nucleotides long. RefSeq lists its product as uncharacterized. The coding region runs from base 1 to 1911 and encodes 636 amino acids. Lineage: Eukaryota; Fungi; Ascomycota; Eurotiomycetes; Eurotiales; Aspergillaceae. The transcript has a single exon. The record is from RefSeq and is a predicted model, not a curated record.
AUGCGAGUACCCUACGAUCCGAUCCUCCCCCUGCACGCACGACUGCGUAAAGAGCGAGCGCGCCCCCCAAGACCAGUCCAGCUCGAUGGAAAACUCUACGACGUGAUGGGCGUGAGCCCCUCCCACGAACUGCUCCUGCGAGACCAGCGCGCAAUGCACCAAGACAUGCGCAUAGAGGAGUUCGCGGGCCGCCCGGCGAUUCUCGACGGUGUGCCCUGGCGUGUCGUAUCGCUGGAAGCUGCUCCGGAUAUGCACAUGCUAGACACGACGCUGCAACUGAUCAACCCGAGAGACCCGCCGUCUAUGUUCACGGUGGCUAGUGCGGACUUGACGCGCGUGCUGUUUCCAGGCGAGAAUGGCUUGCAUGUCCUGGGGCCGUUGAAGCAUGGGAUUAUACGGAUGGCUUCUAUGGUACCGCGGACUGAGAUGCCGAUGCCGCUUCGUCGCGGGGACCAGUUCGAGGCUCGUCUGCGUGGCUGUGAGCUGGAUGGUCCGUAUAUAAUUCGCGUGGGAGAUGGCGGCCAGCUGGUUGCCACCGGUAUACCAUACAACGGGACCGAGCAGAGUAUUGUAAUCGACCCGGCGCAAGUUGCACCGCGCUAUGAGAGUGUGAUGUCUCUCGAUUUCGAGGCCAGCUUUGAUGUCGAUGCUUUCCUGUUCCGAGAAGACGAGCUCCGUAGCCAGGCCACGAUUGUUGGGAGGAGUCGGAAUGGUAGAUGCUCGCUGGAUCCGCUGCUGGGGAGUCUGCCCCCUGGCACAUUCCCUCUAUUGACCAACGGUGCCGAGCAUCUCGCCGUGUUUGAGCAGUUCAUCCGAGACCAUGCGCAGCCUGUGGACAGCAUCGAGGACGCACCUCGCAGGCUGACCGUGUUCAACCUCUCCAUGAGCAACCAGGGCGAUGCGCGGCCUGUUCUCAAUGCACUGUUAGACUUCCGGAUCCAGAACCCUGACGCUGAGAUGUCGAUUGUCGCAUCGAAGCUUGGACCGACCGAGUUCCAGGAAUCGCCAGAGUACCACCGGUAUCUAAACGUCCUUGCUGAUAACGAAAUCCAUGUGAAUAUGUUUACCACCCCUGCCGGCGGACCUCGCCAGGUCAUGCAUGCCAAAGGCAUCAUCAUCGACACCCAUGUGCUCUUCAGUACCGGAGCCGUCAUGGACACACGACCCAUCGACAAGGCGGAUUUCUCCAUCGAAUUACCCCCUGCGGCUGCAGAAGCGUUCCAGCGGUACACAGAUGAGGCCAUCCAUGAAGACGCAACCGACGAGCGCCGCGCAGAACUGGCUUCCGAGCUCGCGAGUCUCGGAGUGGUGAUCAACGACCCAGUCGCGGGCUUGACGUAUAUCAGUCGUGCGCAGGACGCCCUGAUCCGCGGCGCGUCGCGGAGCCUGAUGGUCAGCAUCUCCGAGCUCGUAGACCCCAGGGUAACGCAGACGCUGAUCGACCGCGCCGCGAACGGGGUGGACGUGCAUCUGCAGGUCCGCGAGGUCGACCCUACAUCGGCGCUGCUGCUCACGGACGCCCUCUUGCAGUAUCGCCAGACCCUGCGCGUCGAGGACACGAGCUGGUGGGAGCCAAGGCCGCAUUUUAAUACUAUCGUCGCGGACGGGGAUACUGCGUACCUGGGGACAUCGUAUCUAUGGCCCACGCAGUGUCAUAUGGUGCACCAGGGCCGGUCGUUGGAGAACGGGGUGCUGCUGCAGGGCGAUGCCACGGCGAGUAUGCUUAUGCAGCUUGACCAGCUCCGGAUCCGGGCCUAUGGCAAUGAGGAUAUCUGCCCGGUGUCUGUGGACGAGGCGUUGGAUGCGUGGAGGUGGCAGCGUGGUAUUAUCAAGCCAUGUAUCUUUCCCAAGUAUACCAUCUGUCUGGAGGCGUGGCCAUCUUUAACAGGGAAUCAAAAGAUUGCUGUUUAA